AUGAGUCCCACCCCUCUGCCUCAGAGGCCCUGCCUCUUUCCCACACCUGCCCUAGACUCCGCUACUCCUGGGACUCCGAGCCUUGGCCCCACCCUUGGCCCGCCCUCAUUUGGUGAGGGACUAGGGACACUUGCUGCUUACUCCUCCUCCAAAGAGGAACUUCCAGAGACAAGAGACCUCCGUGGACACUUUCCUCCUCUUUCCAUCCCGGGCGCUCAGGGUGAGCCACCUCCAAACCUCGCUGCUGUCCCUGGGUCGGUGCAUGUCAUGAGCCCCGCGUCCCCCAAUGCACCCCCGACACUGGGGCUUCUCGGACUCUUGUCGCUGCUGCUGUCGCUGCAGUGCCUGCCCGCCGCACACGGUGCCUGCAGUAUCCCUCCAGAUAUACCCAACGCCAAGCCAGAACUGCAUGGUCUAACAAGUUUUCCUGUCGAUAGCACUGUAACAUACAAAUGUAAAGAAGGAUUUGUAAAAAUUCCUGGCAAGUCAGACUCAGUGGUCUGUCUUCAAUCCAAUAAGUGGUCAAAGCUGUCAGAGUUUUGUAAUCGUACCUGUAAUGUCCCACCUUCAUUACGUUUUGCUUCACUCAAAAAACAGUCUAGUAAACAAAACUACUUUCCAGUGGGUUUCAAUGUGCAAUAUGAGUGCCGUCAAGGUUAUAAAAGAGACAAUUCUCUGCCAGCAAUGCUUACGUGCCUUGAAAAUUUAAGGUGGUCCAAUGCCUCUGAAUUUUGUAAAAGAAAAUCAUGUCCACCUCCUGCAAAGCUACUCCAUGGUCAUGUCAGUGUAAAGACUGACAUCUUAUUGGGCUCAAUAAUCACCUUUGCUUGUGACAAAGGAUAUAGGUUAGUAGGGGAACAAGAAAGCCAAUGUAUUCUUAAGGAUAAAAAUGUUGAUUGGAGUGACCCACAUCCAAAGUGCACAGAAAUUACCACAUUGGCCCCAACAACUGAAAAAUCAACAAAAGCUCCAGCAACACCUGCCCCACCAACAGAACAGACCCAUGCAACAAAAGCUCCAGCAACACCUGCCCCACCAACAGAACAGACCCAUGCAACAAAAGCUCCAGCAACACCUGCCCCACCAACAGAACAGACCCAUGCAACAAAAGCUCCAGCAACACCUGCCCCACCAACAGAACAGACCCAUGCAACAAAAGCUCCAGCAACACCUGCCCCACCAACAGAACAGACCCAUGCAACAAAAGCUCCAGCAACACCUGCCCCACCAACAGAACAGGCCAGUACAACAACCCCUCCAGCAACACCGGUCCCACCAACAGAACAGGCUAGUACAAUAAACACUCCAACAACACCUGCCCCACUAACAGAACAGGCCAGUGCAACAAACCCUCCAACAACACCUGCCACACCAACAGAACAGGCCAGUGCAAUAAACACUGCAAAAGAACAAGCCCCACUAACAGAGCAUAUCAAUGCAACAAAAGUUCCAGCAACACCUGCUCCGACAAGAGAACAGGCCAACACAAUAAAUGCUCCAACCACACCAAAAGAACAGGCCAGUGCAACAACCCCUCCAGUCACACCUGCCCCGCCAGUGACAGAAUGGGCCAAUGCAACAAAUGCUCCAGCAAAACAGGCCCAGCCACCAACACAGCAGGCCAGCACAACAAAUGCUGCAACAAUCUCUACCACACCAACAACCAAAAGAGCCACCACAACUCGGAGUUCUACCAGAAUUGUCACCACUCAUCGUUCUACCACAACUACAUCUUUUCACACAACUAGAUCCAGCUCAACAAAGUUUCGUGGAAAAGGAACCACUCCUUCAGGUCAGUAG
This is a messenger RNA of Trichosurus vulpecula (common brushtail), 1800 nucleotides long. Its product is annotated as complement decay-accelerating factor-like. Lineage: Eukaryota; Metazoa; Chordata; Mammalia; Diprotodontia; Phalangeridae. The record is from RefSeq and is a predicted model, not a curated record. Bases 1 to 1800 code for a protein of 599 amino acids. The transcript has 6 exons.